This is a messenger RNA of Linum tenue, 1548 nucleotides long. The record is from the annotation of a GenBank genome assembly. NCBI's taxonomy places the organism in Eukaryota, Viridiplantae, Streptophyta, Magnoliopsida, Malpighiales, Linaceae.
AUGCUGGAAUUCAUCUCUCUCACCUUCAUCUCGUCACUCCUAAUCUCCAUCUUCAUCUUCUUCUUCUUCUUCAAAUCACAUCCAGCAACCAAAAACCCAUGCCCAGAAUCCCACCCUGUAAUCGGAAACGUCCUCAGUUUACUCCGGAACCUCCACCGGUUCCAUGACUGGAUCACGGACAUGAUACGCCACACACCAUCCUCGUCCAUUCAAGUCAACUCCUUCCUCAACAUCUCCAAUGGCGUAUGCACUGCAAACCCGGACAACAUCCAGCACAUGCUCGCCUCCCCAAACUUCUCCAACUACAUCAAGGGCUCUCGCUUCAGCGACAUCCUCGACGAGCUCCUCGGCGACGGCAUCUUCAACGCCGACGGCCAGAUCUGGACCCUCCAGCGCAAGAUUGCCAGUCACGAGUUCUCCACCAACUCUCUCAGGCUAUUCGUCUCGGAAGUCGUGGAUUCUGAAAUCUCCGACAACUUGCUCCCUUUCCUGUCCCGAGCAGAGGAGGAAAACAGGGUACUCGAUCUCCAAUCAGCGUUGAAUAAAUUCGGGUUUAGGAGCAUUUGCAGGGUUGGGUUCGGUGUGGAUCCAGAAUCUUUCACCCGGAAUCUCGACUUCAUGGACGCCUUCGACUACGCCGUGGAGAAUUGCUUCCGGAGGAUCACCUCCCCUGCUCCUCUGUUCUGGAAGCUCAAGAGAUUUCUUAAUCUAGGGUCGGAGAAGCGAUUCCGUGAGUCCGUCAACACGAUCAACAAUUUCGCUCUGAGAGUAAUUGCAUCGAAAGAAGAAAGCGACAACCGGAACCAUCAGGACUUGCUAGCGAGAUUCAUGGUUUGGAGCUCGACCAUGGAGUUCGAGGACGAAAAACAGAGGCACAAGUUUCUCAGAGACAUAGUGAUAAGCUUUGUAUUGGCCGGGAAGGACAGCACUUCAACUGCUCUCACUUGGUUCUUCUGGCUCGUCGCCGGGAACCCACGUGUCGCAAACUUGAUCCACCGCGAACUGUCGUCUUUGGAGCUUGGACAGAGCAGAAGAAGAUUCGGGUACGAGGAGUUGAAGGGGCUAGAUUACCUGCACGCGGCUCUAUCCGAGUCGAUGCGGCUGUUCCCGCCGGUGCCGCUGAAUUCGAGAUUAGCGGUGGAGGAUGCGGUGUGGCCGGAUGGAACCCAGGUGAGGAAAGGGUGGUUUGCCGACUACUCUGCUUACGCGGUUGGAAGGAUGGAGAAAGUGUGGGGGGCGGAUGUCCUGGAGUUUAAGCCGGAGAGAUGGUUGGAUGGCGAGGGACGAUGCAAGCCGGUGGAUCCGUUCAGAUACCCUGUGUUCCACUGUGGCCCCCGAAUGUGUUUGGGGAAGGAGAUGGCUUAUAUACAGAUGAAGGCGAUUGUGUCGGCGGUGAUGAUGGACUUCAAAGUGUUGCCCGUCGACGGAGGUGCGAGUCCAGAGAGGAUGAUGAACCCACCUUACGUGUUGUCGCUGCUUCUCAGGAUGAGAGGUGGGUUGCCCGUCGUGAUCAAGAGAAGGAGGACGAGGAACGGUAUUGGUAUGUAG